UCUCCUUGUUUGCCAUGAAAAAAAAAUAAAUGACUGGUUAAUAUAUAUUCGGGUUAAAAAAACAAAAAAAGAAAAGAAAAGAAAAGAAAAAGAAGAAAAGUUUCAAAUGCAAAUGAAAAUAAAAAACCCUAUCCACCUCCACAGUUUCUUUUUUUUAAACCCCUGCGACGAGCUCUCUCUCCGCCACCGUCUAUGGCUUCGUAACUAUCCUCUCAACCCAUCUUCAGAGACACCACCGUUUCUCUAUAUAAAUCCCACAAAAAAGAAGAUGAUGUCAACAGCUUCAAGAUUAUUCUCACUCGUUGGAGCCUCAAUCUUCCGCUACAACACAAACCUCUUUCCUUCUUCUUCUUAUUCUUCCCAAACCCUCCGUUUCCACCUUUACAGGUCUCCUUCUUCCUUUUCUUUUUAUUCUUCUGCUGCAACAGUCGAUUCUGUCAGUACCCACAACAGAGAAACUUCUGAUUCUGAUUCUUCUUCUGAUUCUGAUGCUGAUCCUCCGCACCCGUGGCCUGAAUGGGUCACUUUGGUCGACCGCUUGAAUGCCAAAGGCUACUUGGUUCAAACUCCUUCCUUGUUGCCGACACCGGUGGUGGUGGAAGACGACGGCGAUGGUGGUGGUGAAAUUGCAAUGAGUGAUGUGAUUUCUUACAAGGACCUCAACACCUUGCAGGACGCUUGUCUAAGUUUUGCUCAUGAACGCUUUGACAUUUUCAAAUCAUUGCCUCAAAAGGAUAUUAAGACUGUGGUUGAGGCCGGAUGCCCUAAUCUUUUCCGAAAAUCUGUUAAUUCAGCAAAAAGGUUGAGAGCAUACCUUAAUCUCGAAGAAGCAGAUGUAUGUGCUGCUUGUAAUAUUCGAGGAUCAUGUGAUAGAGCAUAUGUUACACUAAAGGAACCCGGAACACCGGCACGCACAGUGGAUAUUGUGCGGAUUGUAUUGUUCUAUGCACUAGAUCCACUUGUUAUUGAAGGAGGAGAAAAGCCUCCUGGUAGACAACUUGUUGAAUUGUCAGUGAGAAGUUUGAUUUCUAACUUGAUUGAGUUGAGCGAGACGACCCUUGAUCACACACUUCCAAAACCUGCUGGAAAAGUUCCCCAGCAAAAGAAACAAUCCACGCAUGAUGAAUUAUCUCAAGAGGUUGAAAUGAAGAGAGGAGAUUGGAUUUGUCCCAAAUGCAAUUUCAUGAACUUCUCUAGAAAUAUACAAUGUAUUAAAUGUAACGAAGGCGGCCCUAAAAAAGUUGGUGCAGAUGUUGAAAUGAAGAAAGGAGACUGGGUCUGCUCUGAAUGUAAAUUCAUGAACUUUUCUAGAAAUACCAGAUGCCUGAAAUGCAAAGCGAAUGGGCCUGAGAGGGUUUCUGUAGGUGAUGUUGAAAUGAAGAAAGGAGAUUGGAACUGCCCAAAGUGUGAGUUUAUGAAUUUUGCAAGCAACACCAAGUGUUUGCGUUGCCGUGGGCCACGUCCCAAGAGAGAGCUGGUUCCCGGAGAUUGGGAGUGCCCCAAAUGUGAUUUUGUGAAUUACAGAAGGAACAUGGUCUGCCGGAAGUGCGAUUGUGAGCGUCCUAAAGUGGCCGCGGCACAGUAUGAAGAUCAGUUAUGGAGGAAGCCCAGAUAGGUAGCCAAGCUUCUUUUGAAAAGCGGCAAUACUGAUUCAUGCACGGAGAGAAGUUGAUGAUGAGAACUUUUUCAAGAUAAAAUUCCCUACAAUUGACUUGUGCAUUUAGAUUUGGUUGGUAUUCUGCUGUCACAGAGAAGAUAAUCAAGGUGGGAUAUGCUUUCCUCUCUAAUUUUGUUGAUUUAGAUGAACUUUUUUGGGCAUUGUUGGCUGUGUAAUUUGGCAUUUUGCCACUGGUUGGUCCUCUUUUGUUAGUGUUUUAGGAUGAAAAUUGAAAAGCAUUUGGUAGUUAA
This is a messenger RNA of Cornus florida, 1908 nucleotides long. RefSeq names its product zinc finger protein VAR3, chloroplastic-like. NCBI's taxonomy places the organism in Eukaryota, Viridiplantae, Streptophyta, Magnoliopsida, Cornales, Cornaceae. Gene Ontology annotation, cellular component: cytoplasm. Bases 107 to 1615 code for a protein of 502 amino acids. Gene Ontology annotation, molecular function: mRNA binding. The record is from RefSeq and is a predicted model, not a curated record. The transcript is spliced from 7 exons.